Molecule: messenger RNA, 597 nt
Organism: Filobasidium floriforme
Lineage: Eukaryota; Fungi; Basidiomycota; Tremellomycetes; Filobasidiales; Filobasidiaceae
Exons: 4
Coding region: 41-391 (116 amino acids)
Biological process (GO): purine nucleobase metabolic process
Molecular function (GO): hydroxyisourate hydrolase activity
Source: RefSeq, a predicted model, not a curated record
CUGUCUUCAGUCAAACAGCUGACUACGCAAUCAACGGAAGAUGAGCAAAUCUCCAAUCACUUGCCAUGUCUUGGAUUCGACUACUGGUAAACCAGCCGCGGCAGUCCAGGUUGAGCUUUUCUUGAUGGGCGGCAGUGCCGAAUUCUCCUCCCUUGCUCAGGGACAAACCGAUAAUGACGGCCGGUGCUCGACGCUGCUAGAGCCUGCAACCAAGCUUGCAUCAGGGAUCUACAAGAUGAAGUUCGGAACGGGAGAAUACUUCAAGGCCUCCUCGAAGCCUACUUUCUAUCCUUAUGUGGAGAUAAUCUUCAACUACGAAGACCCGUCGAGCCAUUAUCAUAUCCCUCUCCUGCUUUCACAGUUCUCGUAUACUACCUACCGAGGCUCUUAGAUACCGGCCUCUGAAUUCCAUUAAGUUGUAGCUUUAUAAAUUUGUAGGUUGUAGCAAUUGCGGUCAACCGACAUGAGCUCUUAUUGUCGAUGCCGUAAGACGCGCUUGAGCGGACAACGACCUUGGGAUCGCCAGGGGUUCAAGCUAUUCAACAUCUGAGGGUAAAGCUGUUCAAGUCGGGUACAUCUACAGCUAUUCACAGCGCA